Molecule: messenger RNA, 324 nt
Organism: Protopolystoma xenopodis
Lineage: Eukaryota; Metazoa; Platyhelminthes; Monogenea; Polystomatidea; Polystomatidae
Source: the annotation of a GenBank genome assembly
AUGUUUUUAAUUGCCCACACACGCGAAAGUAAGCGGACAUACCAACACAACUUGAGUUGGACAGAUACAACCGUGGAAACACUGUCUGGUUUCCCUUUUAAUCUCUGGGCCGGUCUGGACGAGUGGACACUUGCAGCAACAGGCGGUCCUGCACAGCCUAUUAUAGGUUCCCCUCUCGGUGCAGCGACAGGAGCAGUCAUACCUGUGGCCCCAUUUGCGCUGGGGCUGUUAAAUGUAGAUCAGUCGGCAAACGGGCAGGUAGAUGGGCGGGCAGGCAUGUGUCCCCGCGGAGAAGGGCGCAGCUGGUACCUUCCUGUGGAAUAA